AUUUUUAAGUUGUUGUUUCUCGACAAAUAUUUAAAAAAUGACAGAAAGGGAAUCAGUGAAGCCAUCUCGGCAUGACUACAUUGAGAAACUUGAAGCAAGGUUGAAGCGCAAAGCACGACUUGCCCAUGAAAUUGGAGCAGGAGCUCCAUGCAUGAAGUGUGGGGAUAAAUGCCCUGGAUUUGAAUUACACUUCUGGAAAAAAAUUUGUCAGAACUGUCGCUGCUCAAAAGAUGACCACGAUAUCCAGGAUGAAGAUGAAGAUAUUGGCCACAUCAUCAUUGGCAAGCUGUUUGACCGACCAGAUCCACUGGCUGAUGAAGAGCAGGGUAACGUAACCUUGCAAGAUCAAAGCUCCGCAGCUUCAACUGGAGUUCCUCUUCAGAAAAAGGCAAAGCCUAAAACAGCUACUGUCCUGAACCUACUGGACCCCAAAGGACCAUCCACUUCUCUGAAGUUUGAAUGGGUGCCUCCAAAUGUUGACCAGAAACUUGCUGCCCGCUACAUGACAGCUCUACCACCCGAAAAGCGACCAGUAGUUGGUUCUGAUGCUGCAAAGGAGCGGCGGCAGCUGCUGCAGCAGCAGAUCCCGCUGUACGACAUGGACGAGACGCACCGCUGCGAGACCAUGCCCAGCGAGGAGCUCGCUCAGUUCAAGUCCCAUCUCGAGCACAUCCGCACCCACGUCGUCGGGCAAGGCCAGGUCUCAGAAGUUCAUCUCGCGCCCAAACUCCUUGUAGGAUCGCUGGGGAGAUCCUCUAAAGCUGCCUCUUUCUCCCCUCAUGAGCCUGAGGGAGAGAACAAUACCAAUCAAUGGGGUGAAAGCAACGCUUCAUAUUACGGACAAAAAGAUCCUAGCUUGCCCGACAGUAGAGGAAACUUGCCCGGAGGUCCUAAUGAGGUAUACGGAACCCAGGGCAGAUAUGGUACUCCUGGAUAUCUUCAAGGAACAUCGGAGGUGGUGCACGGAAUUCACAACACUCCUAAAUUCAACGUGCGCGACAACUCUGUGUUCACUAACGACCGCGGGGCAUCAGGCAGCGAUGCGACGCACUCCAAUAGCUCUGAGAGGACAUCUCGUGUUCCUGGUAUACAGGAUGCUCCGCUCCCGCCUUAUCCGUGGGAAUCAAAGCUCGGAACAUCGCUUGCCCAGACCAUCAACGAGGGAGAACAGCAGCCUGGUCACUUCUCAGACUCGAGGAACAAUAACUACCAGACACCAAACAACAGGAGCAGCUUCAUGGGUGACAUGCUCUCGCAGAAACUCGGUGAUCUAUCACUGCAAUAUUCUGACAGCCUGGCACCUCGUCUGCAUUCGGCUGACCCCAACCAUGCCACUCAAGGAGCCACUUACCCGCACCCAGCAUUCGCCAGAGAAGCAAGUGCCAAGAAGUUGGAGGUGGCGCGGCCGAGUCUCUUCCUCGCAAGCUCGCAAGUCCGCGCUAAUGACAGUCCUGAAUUUUCUCAGCUACUCGUACACCGAAAAGAUUACGGCAAACCCAUCGCUGAUCACAGGACCGGCAAACCAGUGGUAAACCCUGCCACUGGGAAACCCAUUGUUGUUGGCCAGCAAAUUAUUGAUCCCAUUACAAACGAGCCCAUUAUUGACUGUGGCAAGGGGAUCCCUAUAAUAAUGGGUCAGACUGUAAUUGAUACAAACAAUGGCAAACCUGUACUGGACCCUGCAACUGGUCAACCAUUAAAGCUGGGCCAGCCCAUUUAUGACCCAAGAAGUGGAAAACCCAUUGUUGAUCCCUCAAAUAGUCGGAGCAUCAUUUUGGGUCAACUUAUUGUGGACCCCAUUACCCAUAAACCCAUUAUUGAUAUUGCAACAAGUCAACCAUAUGUCAUGGGUCAACCGAUUCUAAAUCCUAGCACCAGAACCCCGAUUACUGAUCCCGUAUAUGAGCAAUGUUAUGUGAUGGGUCAGUUCAGUAACAACCCUGCGAACGGCUUACCUAUUAUGAAUCCCCUUACUGCGCAACCCAUACUCAUGGGUCAACCCAUUUACACGCCGGCUGGUGAGCCAUUGGUGUAUCCUUCUACUGGCCAGCUGCCCAUUAUGGGAGAACCCAUACUUGACUCAACGGGUCAUCUAGUGAUCAAUCCUGCAACUAACGAACCAUAUUUGAUGGGUCAACCUCUUGUUCACCCCCUGACCCGACAGGUUUUAACCGAUCCUCUGACACACCAACCGUAUUACAUAGGUCAACCCAUUGUAGACCCGGCCACAGGACAUAUGAUCAUCAAUCCUGAGUCAGGUGAACAUCAUAUCAUGGGUCCCCUGGUUUCGGAUCCUGCCAUGGGUUACCAAAUCAUGGACCCUAGUACUGGAAAGCCCAUCAUUGAUCCCAAUUCUGGUAAACCCAUUCCUGCCGGCGCUAUCAUCGCUGGCUUAGCAGCGAGCAACCGCAACAAUAACGCUGCAGGAGGCUCGCUGCAACGGCCCACGGAACACGGCCAGCAGCACCUGCCGUAUCCGGCAUACCGCGAACGCUUGGCUGGCUCGUCUCAGCUGCCAACUUCAGAAGAGGUGUCGGUUCUGCUUCCCCACGAGAGCAACGUUCUAAAGGGCAGGCAGGUAGUGCCGGACGUAGGUGCUGGCACACACCCGUCCUCACCUUACAACUGCCAGCACUGCCACGAGCCCAUGAUACCUGGCGACGUUGCUGUCAUCUGUGAGCGAGCCGGCCCGCAGAAGUUUUGGCACCCACGGUGCUUCGUGUGCCACGAGUGUGGGGAGCUGCUGGCUGACAUGAUCUACUUCUGGCAUGGCGACCACAUCUACUGCGGCCGACACUACCACAAGGUGGCCGAGGUGCCGCGCUGCCACGGCUGCGACGAGCUGAUCUUCAGCAACUCGUGGACGCGUGCGGACGGCCACGACUGGCACCUGACACACUUCACGUGCUUCCUGUGCGACAAGCCCCUCGCCGGCGAGUCUUACGUGCCUUCAGACUCCGGCCACCCCUACUGCAUUCCUUGCCACAUGAUCGCCCGAGCACAGACGUGCGAGACUUGCGAGUUAAAAAUCGAGCCCGGUUCGAAGCAAUGCCAGUUCCGGGGCUACCACUUCCACGCCUCGGACGAGUGCUUCUGUUGCCACAACUGCCGCAAGCCGCUGCUGGGCGGCAAGUUUAAGCUCGUCAAGAACUGGAUGUUUUGCUCCCAACCUUGUGUUGAUACCUGUAAGCUGGAGAUAGAGAAAAACCCUAGCACCAAGUUCAAGCAUGGCGAAACUGAGGAAAAGUAGAGGAAUAUUUUGUCGUGUCUUGAGCUGAAUGAAGUGCUCUCUACGUUAUAUCGUCACCUGUAAGCUCAAGAUAGAGAAGAGGCCCAGCACCAAGUUCAAGCACGGUGAUGCUGAAGACAAGUAGACAAACCUAUUUUAAGACCUGAAUGUAGAGCUCUCUGUGUUUUGUGGACACAUGUGAACCGCGAGAAGAGAAUAGACCGAGAAAGCCUUCCGUGCUGAAAGCGAUCCAGAUACAGCGAGUGCUUGAGGUCGACAACAAGUUUUGUCUAGAGUUUCAUUGAUUUGCUGUUGUUCAGAAAGCGUUUUUCAGGGGAAAUCUCUAAGGCCCUCAAAGAUUUGAUACCGUAGUCGUUUGAAAUUUUUUGGAAAAACCAAGUCAUAUAAUUUUCAUGUUGAAAGAGUGCAACUGAAAAAUUUGUCUUAAUGAGGAUGUACUACUCGUCUCGAUCAUGUGGAAAAAUUUCUUGGGUAUGUCGGGCCUAGAAGCUAUUUUUAUUAAUAUUCUACGAAGCAAUUAUCGUGGCAUCUGGUUCAAAUGAUUUUUGAGAGCACAUUACACAUAACUUUAUUAGCAAGAAAGGAAUGAAAAUGAUUAAGCACAAGAUUC
This is a messenger RNA of Hyalella azteca, 3860 nucleotides long. RefSeq lists its product as uncharacterized. The record is from RefSeq and is a predicted model, not a curated record. The transcript is spliced from 10 exons. Lineage: Eukaryota; Metazoa; Arthropoda; Malacostraca; Amphipoda; Hyalellidae. Gene Ontology annotation, molecular function: zinc ion binding. Bases 38 to 3250 code for a protein of 1070 amino acids.